Molecule: messenger RNA, 904 nt
Organism: Caenorhabditis sp. 36 PRJEB53466
Lineage: Eukaryota; Metazoa; Nematoda; Chromadorea; Rhabditida; Rhabditidae
Source: the annotation of a GenBank genome assembly
AUGGUUUCCAGAAGCUGCCCACUAUGCAAACGGAAGAAUGCAUUCUUCGGAACUGUCAUCAAUUAUCAACUUCUAGGUAAGCACAACUCCUAGCAAAUUCACUAACCGAUUCAGAAACUUUCAGACUCCUGUAUGGCUGUCCGUCAACUGAUCAAUGAGAGCAAGAGUCCAACAGAGAAAUCGCCGAUGCGUGGAAGAGCAAAUAGCCAGAAGAGAACGACGGAAACUCCGAAUAUUUCACAACAGGUUCAAAUUUUACACGUUUUUGACAGUCUUGAACUUUUUCAGGUAGUGAAUGCUACUCGUCGCAACAGACGGACUGCUAUGGAGACAUCUGUGGACAAAACCCAACAGAGAGGUCGGUUUUUUUUUGUAAACUAUCAUCUUAUUCUAAGCAUUCUCAGAAACUGAAAACAACUGGAUUUCUCAGCACAUUCCGGCGCCUGAAAACCGCCGAAGAGACCGAUCCCUUCGAAGACUUUCCGAACGAAUCGGUAACCACUGUCUAAGAAUUUUACAUGCAAAUAUCUGUUCAGUUGCUACCGAGCAAGUCCCUGUCUACCAAUACCGUGCCAUCUACAGUAUCCCACAACCGGAGGUACGUGGAAACGUGAACUUUCAGACUUUUCACGGCUCGGUCCAUGCUUCACACAGUUUUGUGCGAAUUCCUAUUCAUCAGUGUAGAAACAGUAAAAAACAAUAACUUUUUGGAUGAUAAACCAACAUUUUUAAUUUUUGUCUGGCCAGAAACUUUCGCACUCGACCCGGUUCUGGAUGUGACUAGUCUGAAAACAGUGUCAUCAGAAACCCCAACUGAACGUGAAUAAUUCAGAACUUUGCUGCGCAAGGAAUUCCACCCGCCUUCAACCGAAUGUUUUUUGGCCGUUCCUGCUUUGAAAUCUGA